This is a messenger RNA of Eruca vesicaria subsp. sativa (arugula), 1163 nucleotides long. NCBI's taxonomy places the organism in Eukaryota, Viridiplantae, Streptophyta, Magnoliopsida, Brassicales, Brassicaceae. The record is from the annotation of a GenBank genome assembly.
CCACGCUUUUCAUUUAUUUGAAAGAGCAACGAAGAACCAAGAAACCACUUUCAAGAGAGUAUUAAAAAGAUGUUGAGCCAAGAAGAAGGGUCAGCAGCACUUGACCGAUGCUUCGAGAAGAUGAAGAUGGAAGGAAUUGUGAUGACCGAGUGGAAAGAUAUCCCUGUGGAGCUUCUCAUGAGAAUCCUUAACCUUGUUGAUGAUGAUCGGACGGUCAUCAUUGCUUCUGGUGUUUGCAGUGGCUGGAGAGAUGCUGUUUCCUUUGGUCUCACUCGUCUCUCCCUCUCUUGGUGCAAGAAGAACAUGAACAGUUUGGUUCUGUCUCUUGCUCCAAAACUCGUCAAGAUUCAUACAUUAGUACUGAGACAAGACAACUCUCAGCUUCAAGACAACGCAGUGGAAGCAAUAGCGAAUCAUUGUCACGAGCUAAAAGAUCUUGACCUAAGCAAAAGCUUGAAACUCACUGACCAUUCUCUAUACUCUCUGGCUCGCGGUUGCACAAACCUCACUAAACUCAACCUUAGUGGCUGCACUUCAUUCAGCGACACUGCUCUUGCGUAUCUGACAAGGUAUUGCAAGAAGCUCAAAGUUCUGAAUCUUUGUGGUUGUGUGGGAGCUGUCUCUGACAAUGCAUUGCAGGCUAUUGGGGAAAACUGUAGUGAAAUGCAGUCACUAAACUUGGGAUGGUGUGAGAAUAUAAGUGAUGAUGGAGUCAUGAGUUUAGCUUAUGGAUGUCCUGAUCUAAGAACCCUUGAUCUUUGCGGCUGUGUUUUAAUUACAGGAAAGUUCGAUGAAGAAGGACUCAGAAGCCUCAACAUUAGCCAAUGCACUUACCUUACACCUUCAGCGGUUCAAGCUGUUUGUGAUACAUUCCCUGCGCUUCACACUUGUUCAGGGAGACAUUCUCUGGUGAUGAGUGGUUGUCUGAAUUUAACAUCUGUUCACUGUGCUUGUAUCCUCCAGGCUCACCGUUCCCACACAGCUUAUCCUCAUCAGGCUCAUUGAAUAAGUGUGGAAAGCCAGAGAGGUCUCUUCCUUGGUAUGUGUACAUAUAAGCUUAAGGUUAACAAAAUAAAGGCUUGUUUUGUUUGAGUUUAUCUUAUGAGUCUCAAGAUUUUACGUUAUAACAACCUUAAAAUGAUUAAUAAGUUCUUUAAUUUGUC